This is a messenger RNA of Alternaria rosae, 1326 nucleotides long. RefSeq names its product oxidoreductase domain-containing protein. The record is from RefSeq and is a predicted model, not a curated record. The transcript has 3 exons. NCBI's taxonomy places the organism in Eukaryota, Fungi, Ascomycota, Dothideomycetes, Pleosporales, Pleosporaceae. The coding region runs from base 337 to 1086 and encodes 249 amino acids.
GUCAUACUGCUGUGAGUUUGUGGUUAUGUGUGUAUGUGUAGGUCGGAGGACAUACAUGCUCGAGAGGGGUGCUUAUUAAUCAUGACGCACCUCGCCCUCCAGCUAUCUCCGCAUGUUAUGCAAUCAGCCUUACAACAUUGUCGACCAUACCGAGUGGGUUUACUAAACAGAAACCAAGGUACCGAUGAUUGUAGCAAGAUAUAAGACCAUUGUUCACGUUUGUUGUUACAUAUCACGCCCAUCUUCUUCGACUGCCAAUUCCCUUCGCACCCAACACAUCCCCAUACCAACUAUCCUCCCCAUCUCUACACCGAACAGCCAUCAACAAACCCAAUCAUGUCCCCCAAAUCCAAAUUCAUCGCCAUAAUCGCCGGCGUCGGCCCCGGAACCGGCGCCUCCGUCGCUCGCAAAUUCAGCCAAACAUACCCUGUUGUGCUUCUCGCCCGCACGCCCGAAUCCUUCUCUUCUCUCGCUGAGGAAAUCAACAAGAACGGCGGGAAAGCGAUUGGCAUCGCUACCGACGUGUCGUCCGCCUCAUCCAUAUCCUCUGCCCUAGCUGGCAUCAAGAAGGAGUUUGGUGACGACGUAGCUGCUGCGGCAGCGGUGUUCAACGCGUCCGGAGCGUUUAUGCGCAAACCAUUCCUUGAGAUCCCCGUGGAGACAUUCGAGAAGAGUUUGGGGGUUAGUGGGAUGGGUGGAGUGCUGUUCUCACAGACUUUCCUGCCGCUCCUACUAAAGGGUGUGGAGAAGGGGUCUGAACAUCCGCCUAGUCUUAUCUUUACGGGGGCCACCGCGAGUGUGAAGAGUAAUGCGCAGAUGGCGAGUUUCUCGACGGGCAAGUGGGCGUUGAGGGCGUUGAGUCAGAGUUUGGCGAGGGAGUUUGGACCGCAGGGUGUUCACGUCGCUCAUGCGAUUAUUGAUGGGGUUAUUGAUAUUCCGAGGACCAAGGAGUGGUUGAAGGAUAUGCCUAAGGAGGCGAAGUUGAGUGCUGAUGCGAUUGCGAAUGAUUAUUGGUGGCUGCAUACCCAGCCCAAGACCAACUUUACGUGGGAGAUUGAUCUCAGGCCUGCGGUUGAAAGGUGGUAGGCUGAAAUGAGGCGAUAGGAAAAUGGCGCAUGAGAGUAUCAGCAGUACCAGUAGCAAACACUCUUCAUUUCCCGAAAUCAUGUGAUCCUGCGUCACUGCGACAAUAGCUUUGAUGUCGCAGUAAAUUCCUGCGUCGCCGUGGAUGCCUUCAAUUCGUUUUUGCGCUCUUUCAAGGUGAAGAUGAGUACGCUAGGAGGCCCUCGGUGUAUACAAUCUUAUAAAUCUGACUUUCUUCCUUCU